CUAUUGCACUCUCCUUAGCGAAAUUGUUUACAAACAAACACGUAACUUUCGCGUUGAAGAUCAUCGCCGCUUCGAGAUGAGCGACAGUCAUGAGAGCGCAGGUGAGCGAAAAAAUCUGACUAUAGUUGUAUGUGCUCGAAAUUUCCCGUGCGCUUGCUACGAGUCCCCCCUCAAAAAAUGGAUUACCACAUAAAAUUAUUGAGCAAGUGUCAUUUCAAACGAAACCGUUGUACGUUAGAAAAAGAAGCCGAAGAAGGAGCUGCCAAAAGUUUUCCACUGAGACGGCAUCGUUUCGAUAAAAUCUGCUUCAAGUCGCUCACAGCUCUCAGUGCUAAAGAUUCGUUGGAAAAUCUGCAAAAAUUGAAGAGGAGAAAUGAUGGUGGCCCGAGAAGACUUUUCUUUGGUAGGAAUACAAAUAACUCUGAUAAAAGGGCAAAGAAGAAGCUUAAAAAGAGAUUCGACAAACAGAAUGUAUCCGAGGUGAAUAUCAAACGAGCCACUGACGACGAUGAAAGUGAUAAGCUCGUUGAUAUUGUUAGUUCAAGAAAUAUCGGAACUCUGUUAGACAAAGACGUUGCUGCAGACAAUCCUAAACUCAGCGAACAAAUUGUCACGAAGCAAACAGACGACAUCCUACACUCUCUCGAAAAUUUGAAACUCCAAGGGGAAGAUGAAACUAACAAAAAUUCCAUGGACUGCGACUCCGGCGAUGCAAGACCCGAUAAUUUGUCACUCGAAUUAGAUCUUACUGGAGAAAGUCUUACCGAUCUGGCUUGUGCUCAGAAGCGGAGCGUACAAUGGAAACGCGAAGUCGAUGUUAUUUAUUACACUGGAAAUUCUAGCGCUGGCAAAGUGGUGCAUCGCGAGAACGAGCCGUUACGCGAGGAGGCCGAACAGCAAGCACGUCGACAUCGCUUCAUUGAGCUCGCUCUUACCAAGAGCCUGCUAUCCGACGUGGGCGCUUGCCAACUACGCGACCCUUGGCUCGUUUCUGUAAUACCCAAGUGAACCGCUCUUUGUCUGUCGUCGCUCGUUCGUGUCCUAUUGUCUUCUACUUUUUCGUCACAUUUACUCUAUUUUUUUUGUCGGUUUUACAUGAAUUUUCGAAUAUACCGUUUUUUACCAAUAAAGUUUUGCAUAAAAACAGCAUACAGUGGGUUUUUCUUAUGAAUAAUUACUAUUCUUAUGAACUGCUAUUCUUAUGAAUACGAAGACAUUACAUAUUCAUUUAUAUUAUUCUUCUGUG
Messenger RNA from Phymastichus coffea, 1246 nucleotides. RefSeq lists its product as uncharacterized. The record is from RefSeq and is a predicted model, not a curated record. The coding region runs from base 130 to 1008 and encodes 292 amino acids. NCBI's taxonomy places the organism in Eukaryota, Metazoa, Arthropoda, Insecta, Hymenoptera, Eulophidae. The transcript is spliced from 3 exons.